CGCACAGCCGCCGGGCCCGAGCUGGCGCAGGGGGCGGGCUUGGGGUUAGCUCUGGCCUGGGCCUCGCCUGUGCCCUCCCCUGAGCAGCUGCCAAUCAGCGGAGCGAGGAAUCGGAUUGGUGGAGUGGAAGCUGUUGCCUAGGAGCCCCCUUCCCUUCCCCCCGCCCCCUGCACUCUCCUUCCAUCCCCAGGGCCCUGGGAAGGGGCACAGCGUGGGAAAGGGAUGGUUGAGUUUUAACCCGAGGCAGAGCGUGAGCUGGAUCAGUGUGUGCGGAACGCAAGCAGCCGAGCGCGAGGAGUCGCGGCUGCUGUUAACUCCUUCCUGCCUGCCGCGCCGGCCCUUCCCGGAGCCCCAGCUCAGCCAGCAUGAAGCGAGCCCAUCCCGAAUACAGCUCCUCUGACAGCGAGCUGGACGAGACCAUCGAGGUGGAAAAGGAGAGUGCGGAUGAGAGUGGAAACUUGAGUUCGGCCCUAGGUUCCAUGUCCCCAACUACGUCUUCACAGAUCUUGGCCAGGAAAAGACGGAGAGGCAUCAUUGAGAAACGCCGACGAGACCGGAUCAAUAACAGUUUGUCUGAGCUGAGGAGGCUGGUACCCAGUGCUUUUGAGAAGCAGGGAUCUGCUAAGCUAGAAAAAGCUGAAAUCCUACAGAUGACUGUGGAUCACCUGAAAAUGCUGCACACUGCAGGAGGGAAAGGCUACUUUGACGCCCAUGCCCUGGCCAUGGACUAUCGGAGUUUGGGGUUCCGGGAAUGCUUGGCAGAAGUCGCCCGCUACCUGAGCAUCAUCGAAGGACUUGAUGCUUCUGACCCGCUUCGAGUCCGACUGGUCUCGCAUCUUAACAAUUACGCCUCCCAGCGGGAAGCUGCUAGCGGAGCGCACUCGAGCCUUGGACACCUUCCCUGGGGGAGCACCUUCGGACAUGCCCCACACGUGGCGCACCCGCUGCUGCUGCCCCAGAAUGGCCACGGGAACACUGGUUCCGCGGCCUCGCCCACGGACCCGCACCACCAGGGCCGCUUGGCCGGGGCACAUCCAGAGGGGCCUGCCCUGCGAGCGCCCCCUAGCAGCGGCCUUGCACCAGUGCUCCCUGUGGUCACCACCUCCUCCAAACUGUCGCCGCCCCUGCUCUCCUCCGUGGCCUCCCUGUCCACCUUCCCCUUCACUUUCGGCUCCUUCCACUUACUCUCUCCCAAUGCACUGAGCCCUUCAGCACCCACGCAGACAGCAAACCUUGGCAAGCCAUAUAGACCAUGGGGGACGGAGAUCGGAGCUUUUUAAAGAACUGAUGCUGUAGAAUGAGGGAGGGGACAGCUUAAAAUCCCAGCUGAGCUGGGCUGUUGCCAACAUCACCUAAAGUCGUCAGUAACAUAAAGAGGAAAAAGGUACAAUUCCAGAUAAAUUUUGUUGAAAAACUAAAGGUUUGUUGGUUUACCUUUUCUUUUUAAAUGUUUUUUUUUAAAUUAUGACAUGUAUUAGCAGUUUUAAAAAACUAGUUGUUACAUUUUGUUCCAAACAGUAAACGAAAAUAGUAUAAACCAACACUUGGUGAUCCUAUCCAUCUAAAAAUGGAUAUGGAUAUUUUUAUUCCAUUUUUGCCUCAAAGUUUGGGGAAUUCUAAUAUUUAGUAUUUUGGGGCUGUUUAUCUCUGUAUAGUUACAUUCUCUUCUUAAAAUUAAUUUUUCAUACCACUAUGCUCAAUGUUAACACAACACUAUUAAUAGUUUGACAAUUAAGGUGUUGUAUAAAUAAUAUUCUUGGGGGGGAUAUUGAAUUUUAUAUUUCUGAACAAAGCGUUGACAAAUCAGAUGACAAAUCAGCUUUAUCCAAGACAGUAGACUAGUUCAUUCUCUGUCUCCUACAGCAGGAAAGGUGAAUGUACAAACAAACCGUCAUCUGCCAGGACUGGACUUGUGGCUGAGUUAGGAGGGAGCCACCUGUACUUUAGGCCCUCUUUUGCAGUUGGCUGGGAGGAGACUGAAGAUAAUUGCAUAGACUAUGCCUGCAUUAACAGCCUCCAACAAUGCAACGCAUUUUUAAUCUCACAGACCUCAAACUCACAAAUGUUAACACAGAUAAGUGAACAGGGUGGUCAAGUGACCAGUCAGUCAGAUAGUCCAGCAGGACUUGUUAAAAGCAUAACCUAAUUCUUCCUGGAAUGGCCAUAUUUUUUGUCAAUGGAAAUUUUUAUGUUUGUGCUUUUCCUUUUGGUGCAUGAAGAUGUGGCUGUUGAGAUAUUUAAAAGGGCUUUGCUGCCUUCUUUUUGGUUUAUUUUAUUUCAUUCAGGCUAUGAAAACAUCAUUUUCCAGGUUUAUUCAUUUAGCAGGUGUAGCUUAAGCACCCUCCUACUGAGCUGGGUUUGACCUCUGUUGUACUGAUGUGU
This is a messenger RNA of Phyllostomus hastatus (greater spear-nosed bat), 2382 nucleotides long. It is a transcript of the gene HEY1, whose product is annotated as hes related family bHLH transcription factor with YRPW motif 1. The record is from RefSeq and is a predicted model, not a curated record. The transcript is spliced from 5 exons. Bases 366 to 1280 code for a protein of 304 amino acids. Gene Ontology annotation, biological process: regulation of neurogenesis; Notch signaling pathway; circulatory system development. Lineage: Eukaryota; Metazoa; Chordata; Mammalia; Chiroptera; Phyllostomidae. Gene Ontology annotation, molecular function: RNA polymerase II cis-regulatory region sequence-specific DNA binding; DNA-binding transcription factor activity, RNA polymerase II-specific; protein dimerization activity. Gene Ontology annotation, cellular component: nucleus.